Molecule: messenger RNA, 4002 nt
Organism: Henningerozyma blattae CBS 6284
Lineage: Eukaryota; Fungi; Ascomycota; Saccharomycetes; Saccharomycetales; Saccharomycetaceae
Gene: RTC1
Product: Rtc1p
Exons: 1
Coding region: 1-4002 (1333 amino acids)
Biological process (GO): positive regulation of TOR signaling
Molecular function (GO): protein binding
Source: RefSeq, a predicted model, not a curated record
AUGAACCAAAACUCAUUACAAAGAAACUACAAUUAUAGAACAGCUAAUUUUGGGAAGCUAGAGGAAAAUUCCAUAUCUUUCAACAGACAAUCUUUUCAAAUACAACAUUUUCCUGCUUCAUCAUCUAGAAUAUCAUCUAAUGGUGGCUCUCCUAGAGCUGAAUUUUUAAAUAAACAUGUACAUGUUACCACUAAAAGUAAUCAAAAUGAUCCUAAUAAUGGGAUACGUGAAAACUCCAAACUAAAUAACGAUGUUAGUAAAAAUCGAAAUAUGAGAUAUAAAAAAAGAAUAAAUUUAUUCUCUAGAGAGAAGCUUUCUCCUGGGCCAAUAUAUAGUAUAGGGACAAAAAAAGAAUUAUCUAGUAUUGAUAAGAUUAAUGAUCCAGCUGCAAAUACUUUAGUUUGUGCAGGAAAAACGCACUUGGGAUUAUACAAAUUUUCACCACAGAAGAAAUCUAUAUCACUUGUACAUGAUUUUAUGAGUACUAAUCAAUCUAGCCAGGGUAUAAUUAAACGAAAUAAGCAAGUAAAAUUAAGUACUAUUGCUGAUGUGAAAACAGGCUAUUACAAUUAUAAAAACUAUGUUGCAGUUUCCAGCAAUUCUACAGUAAUAUCUAUAUAUGAUAUAAAUCGAUCUAAAUCAACAAAUAAUCCUUUAGUAUCCUCUUUUCAACAACAUACUAGAUCCAUUAAUAGUUUUGAUUUCAAUAUGGUUCAUACAAAUUUGAUUAUAAGUGGAGGUCAAGAUGGCUGUAUAAAGAUUUGGGAUUUAAGAUCAAAUAAUCCUAACCGCUGUGAUGUUAGUAUUAGCACAUCAUCUGAUUCAGUUAGGGACGUUAAAUGGAUGCCUUAUCAUAAUUUUUCGUCAACCCCUACGGGAGGGUUAGAAGCAUCAAGUGAGAAUUCCAUGGGCUACAAAUUUGCAUCCAUACAUGACUCUGGGUUGUUACUAAAAUUCGAUAUUCGACAGCCAAAUCAAGUAGAACAAAAAAUUAAUGCACAUACUGGGCCUGGCUUGUGUUUAAAUUGGCAUCCGAAUCUCAAUUAUAUUACAACUGGUGGUAGAGAUGGUAAAUUAUGUGUUUGGAAUUUAGGAGACCGAAAUAUUUCAGAUAUUUCUACUACUCCAACUAGCCUGUCUACCCCUUUCAGUCUAGGAACUGGAAAUACUACUUCACUUAACUCAAUAAUUUUACCUGAAAUAACUAUUAAUACAGGGUUUCCUGUUACAAAGCUUAAAUUUCGUCCUGCGUAUGUUAAAAAUUUAGUAAAUUCUUUAUUUGCUACUUCCUCGAUGGGUGAAGAAGCUGGUGUCAGUGUUUAUUCUUUAGCUAGAAAGUAUAUUCCCAAACAUACACUAAUGACUAGUUCCCCAUCUCUGGGCUUAGUAUGGUGGGAUGACUCCAUUAUAUUUAAUAUUGAUAGAAAUUACACUAUUAAUGGAUGGGAUCUGGACGAGGAACCAACUGUUUUAGACAAUAUGCCUAAGUCCAAAGUUACUUGGAGAGACAUCGAUGGCCAUGGGUUACUUUUCAUUAAUCAAAAUAUGGGUGGUUAUGAUGUACCAGAUUCAGUGAUUAAAAAUAUACAAUUGAGAGAAAAGGCUCCUAACGGUAGAGUCAAACUAAACAACUUCAUAAAUUCUAAUGUAAGUGCUGGGAAUACUAGGCUAAUUGAUAGUUUAAAAAAAGGUAUGAGUUAUUCUGCAUUGUCUUCUCUGGGGAACGAAAGGCCAUCAAAGCCAGUUCCAACUAUGAGUAACAAAAGUUUAUCAACUAUUUCUGCCAAUUCUUCACACAACAAUUCGGUUAUUUCUUCUCCUUUAACCUAUGCAUUUAAUAAUGAUCAAAAAAGCCAUCAAAAUAUUCCUUCACCUCUGUUAAUUCCUCUUAAUUUACCACAUAUUAUUAACGAUAUGCGUUUGUCAAGAUUUCCUAAGAAUAAACAAAAAUUAUGUACACCUGAAAUUAAAGCCAUCAAAGAAUCACCUAUUGAAGUUUUCCAAUUUUUAGCUAAAGAAUUAGAAUUUUCUUCAGUGCAGGAAAAGCAAAUUGAGGAGUCAAAACUAACUAAAAAGACAUUACGCAAAUAUGAUGAAGAAUCUGAAAAUGAUCUUAUGAAACGAUUUGGAUUGGGAGAUAUGACUACCUGGACUAACUUAAUUAGUAAAAAAACUGAUGAUGACCAAUCUUCAACGAACAACUCUGAUGAUGAAAAUGAAUCUGAUAAUAUAUCCUAUACUGAUGGGGAAUAUACAAUACCGGACAAUAAUUCAUCGAUAAUGACAAAAAGUACUGUAAAACUAAGUAAGACUAUUACUGCAAAUUCUACAUUCAAACAAAAAACUGAAUUAUUAUUUAGAUUAGUCACUAUCUGUAAUCAUAAUGCAUCAGUGUAUUCAUUCAUUGAUGACUUAUCAAAUUUUAAGAUAUGGAUUUUAAUUAGGGAUUCUCUGCUUUGGGAUUUAAAAUGGUUAUGUGGGUCCUCCUUAGAUCCAACUGCCGAUGGACAGGAAGAGCUCGGGGAUAAUCAUUUAAAACGUACCAAUGGUAUUACACCAAUACAGCUUGGUAAGGAUGUAUCUGUUAGUGAUACUGAGUCCUUAGAAAAUAUUAAGAAUGGUAGUGAAAACAUAGUUAAUCCCUACCUAAAUGAGAAAGUUAUACAAUAUAUUCCUAAAAAGGAGAAAGAGCCAAUGAAAAAGAGUAAGAGUUUAGUGAGUGAUUUUGGUGAUCAAAUAAGUCAUCAUUCGAAUUUAAAAAAGCAGCUAUUACUCGAAAAAAAGAAGCUACAAUUUGACUCUGUUAGUAACGGUGACGAUAAUAAAUUAAAGGAUAAUAAAAGUAAAAAAUCAGAGAUGCUGCAAACUGAGACAUCCCCAUUCUAUGCAAAUCAUCUAAUUGAGGAUGGUUCAAGGGGAACGGAAUUAAAAGAGGUUUCCACAACUACUACUGAUGGAGAACAUGCUCUAGAUUCAAAUAAUAGUAGUCAUAGUAGCAAAGAAAUUAAAUCAGAUAAUGAGAAUAAAAUUCAGACUAGUAGAUCAAUCAGUAUGGUAAAAGAAAGUUAUUAUCCUAAUGGUAUCCCAAUUGUCAAUAAAAGAAAACCACGCACAUCAUUUGUAGAUACUUUUAUGCCCGAUCCCAGAUCUCUUGGUGGUAUUAUCGACACAAGUGUGUUAUCAAAUUCUAAAUCAAGUCGUUCUUUUGAUCGUAGUCCUACAUCGAAAUUUACAUCUACUAAAGAAUUUCAAGCCAAUGCUUCACAGUCAAUUGCAAUUAUGACAAAAAUGUCUCACACUAGGUCUCUAGAUGAAUCUCCAGGAAACCGUUUUAAAGAUGGUCCGUUUGCACAAGGAGUUUUUGCUACCGAAUUUAUGGAAUCAUUGCAGAGUUUGAGAAAAUGGGAUUCUCCACAAUUUGAAGAUGAGAAAUCAAGAGUAAUUGCACCUUGGAACACUAACAGGCUACUGAGACAAUUAUUUUCUCAAGCUACUGAAUCAGGAAAUAUUCUGUUAGCAAUCAAUAUUCUUACCUUAUUUCAAAACAUAUAUGAAGUUACUGGGACAGAUAUUGUUAAAAAUUGUUUUUCUCAAUUCAUUAACCUGUUGCAUAGAUAUGAAUUGUUCGAAAUUGCAUCUGCUCAAUUGAAAUAUAGUCCUUGGUUUGACAUUUUUGAAUCAGAUACAAGACAUGAUGAAUUCCAAAUCUACUGUGAAAGUUGUGGUAAAUUAGUCACCAAUUCACCAUCUAAGGAAAAAUGCUCUGAAGAGUUCCAAAACACAGGAGACCCUGCCGCAUUAGAACGAUUCGGGUACUGGUAUUGUGACUCAUGCAGAAAGCCAAACACUCUAUGUGUUAUUUGUGAACAACCGAUGAAGAAAUUGGCCAUUUGUUUAUUGGAAUGUGGUCAUGAAUUCCACUUCGAGUGUGGUCAACAAUGGUUCCUCGAAGAAAAAAUGGAUGAAUGUCCUGCUGGCUGUCUCUACAGUCCCCCAAUAUAA